Drosophila serrata is the source of this 652-nucleotide messenger RNA. RefSeq lists its product as uncharacterized. NCBI's taxonomy places the organism in Eukaryota, Metazoa, Arthropoda, Insecta, Diptera, Drosophilidae. The record is from RefSeq and is a predicted model, not a curated record.
UGAAAGCUUUAAAGAACCUUUGUUAGUUAGAAAUGGCUUUAAAGUAUGAAAAGUUAUUUAAACAAUUGUUUUGUGGAUUAUCCAAGCCGUUGCGAAUUAUUUUGUUUACUCGACCCCGCAAAUUAUUCUCACGCCGAUUCGUAUUAGCAUAGACCCAAAAUAUAGGCCCAUGUUUACUCAGUUAUACUGUAGACUAACUUUGAGGGGUAUAAAUAGUUCCAGCUUUGAACCAGAACAGCAUCAGUUGAUCCCAACCAACUAUCAAACCAAAGACAUGAAGUACACUUGCGCCUUGCUCCUUUUAGCCUCCGUGGCCUGUGUCCUGGUGAGCCUAUCGAGUGCAGCCAGUUCCACAACCACAACGGAAGCCUCUUCGGGAACCACCACCACGACAGCAGCAUCCUCUUCCUCUGACACCACCACCACCACGGCUUCCUCCUCGGACUCAACUACUACCACCACAGAGUCAUCAUCCUCGUCGGGCAAGAAGAAGCAUGUUGUCCACUAUAAAAGGAAGAUCCAUCGCCCCAAGAAGGUCAGGAAAAUCAAGAGGAACAGGAGUCGCAGGAACCGCAGUGGUUAAGCAGCAUUUCGAGGCCUUAGGAAUUGAUCCAACUCUUCAUCCUUUUGAUUUGCCACAUACCUGAAUACC